GAGAAAACAAUAUAGCGGCCGACAUUGUAUUGCUUCCGUCGUGUCUGUGUGUGUGUGUGUGUAUAUGUGCACGCGCGCGUGUGUUCUACGGCGGCCGCGUUGAGGCAAACUUACUGAAGCGCGAGGGAAAAUGGAAGCACCCUUAGAAGUGUGCCAUGUCGCUUGCUGUGCCAACCGGGCCGGUCCCGGCGUGGUUUCCUGGGGAAGAGGGGGACUCUUGGCGUUCGGUUCCUGUCGCUCUGUCGUCCUCUACGACCCGCAGAAAAGAAAAAUAGUUGGCACACUGAAUGGACACACUGAAAGAGUUAAUUGUGUUCAAUGGAUUCAUAGAACUGAUGGGUCUUAUGAAAUGGAAUUGAUAUCUGGAGGGUCUGACAAACUUCUCAUUCUGUGGGAAAUAAAAAAUGAGAAGCUUGUGAACUGCAGUCGUUUUGAAGGUCACACUGAAGCAGUUUGUGCUUUGGAUGCUGUUUACAUGACAAAUGAGUCUACAGCAGAGUCAAACCUACUUGUAGCUUCUGCAGCUUCUGACUCUACUGUCAGAAUCUGGUCCAAACAAGGGACAGAAGUUAAAUGUCUUCAGACACUGCUGUUUGGAAAUGGAUUUGUUCUAGAUGUUUCUUUCUCCUUCUUGCCAAGCAGUGACAUACCAAUAUUGGCUUGUGGUGGGGAUGACUGCAAAAUUCAUUUAUACGUGCAGCAGGUUGGACAGUUUCAGAAAACUUUGAUACUCCAUGGCCAUGAAGACUGGGUGAGAGGGACUGAGUGGGCAUUUUGUGAUGGAGAUCUGUUCUUGGCAAGCUGUUCUCAGGAUUGUCUGAUAAGAAUCUGGAAGAUGCAUGUAACUUCAGCGCUUGUGGAACCCCAAGAUGAGGACACUAUCAGGUUGAAGGAGAACAUUUUCACUGUGAAAAAUAACAGUGGUUCAAACACAUCUUUUGCUGUUACACUGGAUUCUGUAUUAGCUGGACAUGAAAACUUGGUAUAUGCCAUUCAUUGGCAGCCUUCCUUCUCCAAAGAUGGCAGGAUGGAACAGCCAAUGAGGUUGCUGUCUGCUUCAAUGGACAAAACUGUGAUCCUGUGGGCUCCAGAUGAUGAAUCUGGGCUGUGGUUGGAACAGGUCCGAGUAGGAGAAGUGGGUGGAAAUACGCUUGGUUUUUUUGACUGUCUCUUCAGUCCAGAUGGCUCAAUGAUUCUUGCUCACGCUUUCCAUGGAGCACUGCAUCUUUGGAAACAGACUUCAGCAAACAAGAGAGAAUGGGCUCCAGAAGUGGUGAUUUCAGGGCAUUUCAGUGGUGUGCAAGAUGUGAAGUGGGAUCCAGAAGGAGAAUUUAUCAUCUCUGUUAGUUCUGACCAAACUGCAAGAAUCUUUGCUCCGUGGAAAAGAGAGAACAAAGCAGAGGUGUCAUGGCAUGAAAUAGCAAGGCCCCAAGUCCAUGGAUAUGACAUGCAGUGUUUAGCGAUGACUGGCCGAUUUCAAUUUGUAUCUGGAGCAGAUGAGAAAGUGCUUCGAGUAUUUACUGCACCUAGGAAUUUUAUGGAAAACUUCAGCAGCAUUUCUGGUAUAUCUUUGGAGAAACUAUAUACUGGCCAAAUUAUUGAUCUUCCAGAAGGGGCUACUGUACCAGCUUUGGGGUUGUCCAAUAAGGCUGUCUUUCAAGCUGGAGAUACAGCAGCUCAGACAACUGAAGAGGAGGAAAAACUUAGCAAUGCUUCCAGUCAGUAUCAUGAAAAUUACUUUCAGCCAUGUCAUUUCACAGAACCCCCUACUGAAGAUCAUCUCUUGCAGAACACGCUAUGGCCUGAAACCCAAAAGUUAUAUGGACAUGGCUAUGAAAUUUUUUGUGUUGCCUGCAAUAAUGCAAAAACUGUGAUUGCCUCGGCAUGUAAGGCUUCUAAAAUAGAACAUGCAGCCAUUAUUUUGUGGAGCACCACAACCUGGAAGCAGCUACAGAGUUUAUCUUUCCACAGUCUGACAGUGACACAGAUUUCCUUUUCCCCCAAUGAUACAUUCUUGUUAGCAGUUUCAAGAGACAGGAAAUGGUCGCUUUGGAAGUGUAAAGACGUCAGCCAAACAGAACCAGAACCAGCUUUCAGCCUUUUUGCUUAUACCAACCAAAACACGGCUGUGCACAGCCGCAUCAUUUGGUCCUGUGACUGGACCCCUGAUAGCAAGUAUUUCAUUACUGGAAGCAGAGACAAAAAGGUCAUUAUUUGGGGCGAAUGUGGUUCAUCAGAGGAGAAUAAAGAAAAUGGCCUGGGUGCGAUCCAGCUUUGUUCGUCAGUCCUGGAUAUUGGGGAUUCUGUCACUGCCCUUAGUACUAGUCAUGUGCUGGCUCCGGAUGGGAGCUAUAUCAUUGCAAUAGGGACAGAAUGUGGGAAGAUUCACUUAUACAAAUGGAAACCAGCUGACAAGAGGCUGCUUUCAGACUGGAACAAAUGUGGUGAAACAGACAACAGCCAGAGUCACACGCUUGUUGUCAAGCAGCUGUGCUGGAGAAAACGCCUGGGCAGAGCUGGGCAAGAUGCAGCAGGAAGCAGCAACUGGUUGCAGCUGGCAAGCUGUGGGGCUGACUGUUCUGUCAAGAUAUUCAAUAUUAAUAGCUACAGUCUUUAAGUGAUUUACUUUUGGCCACACUGGUACUACUUCUUGACAUAUUUGAAUAUAAUUCACUUUCUAAACUUUAUUUUUUUUUAAAUGCACUUCUUAUUCUGGAAACUAUAUUAACUGACACAUGUCUAAGUUGAGCUUAUUUAUUAAAGCAGUUUAUGUAAUAA
Molecule: messenger RNA, 2778 nt
Organism: Rhineura floridana
Lineage: Eukaryota; Metazoa; Chordata; Lepidosauria; Squamata; Rhineuridae
Gene: ELP2
Product: elongator acetyltransferase complex subunit 2
Exons: 22
Coding region: 131-2617 (828 amino acids)
Biological process (GO): tRNA wobble uridine modification
Cellular component (GO): elongator holoenzyme complex
Molecular function (GO): protein binding
Source: RefSeq, a predicted model, not a curated record